UUCCAUUUUAAGAUUGCACCAGGAAACCGAAGCACCUCUUACAAUGCUUUUUGUUACAUCGGUGUCUCUUAAAUUUAUGCCUGCACUGUGUUUUGGGUUCGUAAUACUUUGGCUGCUGGCAACUGCAAUAUAUGUACCCCACAUUCCAUGGGAGGAAGGAGAAUUCAAGUGCUUACAACCGAUUACGACAAAUUCCCGCGAUCCUGGAAAUGGCCUGACCUGCGUUGCGAAACAAGCGGUGAAAAAAAUAAAGGCCGAUGGUGCAUCCACAACUCAUGCCCAGCAAAACGAAAUGCUGCUGCUUCCAUGUGGGUCGUCAACAGAUAGAACACCUGGGAAUACCAGAUCUCUGUCCUAUAAAGGCAGCAAGGCUUCUACGUACACAUUUGGAAGGUUUUUUGCGGACACAAAAAUUUUGCAAAGCGGCGCCGAGAUUCCUUUGCAAGAGAAACCUGUAUAUUACUGGAUAGCUAACAGCACUCUUCUUAGCAUCGGCCCACUUACGGCAGACGUCUUGCAAAAUGGAACCCUUGUUUUGAAUCCCGCGCGCCCCAUUGAUUCUGGUCUGUAUAUUUGUGUGGAAUUCGAAGAAUGUUAUGUGGAUGAGACAAAAGGGACAGGAAAAAGCAAGUGUAAACUGUGGAUAUGGCCACCGCAUAACGUAAUUGUAGGCGAAGGUAAUCUCUUAUCACAUGCGGGAAAUUCAAAGUUACCAACUGGAUCGUUGCAUUCUCUGUCCACAGCGCCUAUGAGCAACAAGCUGGAUACUCCCGAGCAAGCGAUAAAAAAUGGCAGUCUACUGUCAGCCGAAAUAUUAAUUACUAGCCUCUCCGAGCCUGCAUUGUGGCGUUCUACGUCUACAGCGCGCACGAGCGAAAUCCUGGAUACCUUUGAGCCAGCGAUAAAAGAUGAAACUUCCACAACGUCGAUGAGCUUCAGGCAGACGACUGGGGAAACCACUGCUAAUGUGACAAGCAAGGACGCGAUAUCCUCCGUUAUUUCAGACAAUCGGACGGCAUUCAAGAUGGCCGAAGGUCUAGCGUGGGCAUUAAGGGAGAUUGAUUCUUCCGAUCAAACCUCUACUCGGGGCCCGAUUCGUGUCAACAGCGGCUUAGCAUUGAAACUGACCACAUCCAUGGUGCUUGCACCAGUAGUCAUGCUUCGAUGCGUAUGAUGUCCAGCUUAUUAAAAUUACUGCCAUAUUUUUCGUCACGUGUACAUUCGGGCGCAAGAGCAGCGCUUUUGAGCAUAGUUGUUCAAAUUAUAUUGUAAA
Molecule: messenger RNA, 1273 nt
Organism: Paramacrobiotus metropolitanus
Lineage: Eukaryota; Metazoa; Tardigrada; Eutardigrada; Parachela; Macrobiotidae
Exons: 5
Coding region: 44-1174 (376 amino acids)
Source: RefSeq, a predicted model, not a curated record